Molecule: messenger RNA, 2850 nt
Organism: Triticum turgidum subsp. durum (durum wheat)
Lineage: Eukaryota; Viridiplantae; Streptophyta; Magnoliopsida; Poales; Poaceae
Source: the annotation of a GenBank genome assembly
AUGGCGGAUCCAGUUACCAUUGGUGCUGCUGUAGGAUGGGGCGUAUCCGCAGUAGGCUGGCUCGCCUCGCCCAUCAUUUCAAGGGUCCUCAACAAAGGUUUCGCCCUUCUCGACUUUGACGCAACGGAGAAGCUAAGGAUACUCGAUAUACAAAUUUUACAGCUGCAUGCUGUGAUGGAGGUAGUCGACGAAAGUACUUACAGGGUUCGCUUGGAGCCACUGUUAGACAAGCUUAAAUCUGAUCUCUAUGAAGCCGAAGACAUCUUGGAUGCUGUUGAGUAUCAGCGUCUCAAGAAGCAGAUCCAAGAUGGCAAUAAGGUGGAUUCGCCCAAGAUGUCCUUCUCCUUCCCCAAAAAACAAAAGAAAAGUGGUAUGUCAAAAUUGGAGUUGAAGGAGAGCUUAGAGAAGAUAGAAAGUGCUAUAAGCGAUGCAUGUCCUCCGACACGAGUAAUUGGCCGGGAUGAGGAUCGUGACAAGAUCAUAGCAAUGCUUAAUGAGAACGAAGACCAAUGCCAAACAAAUACUGUCAAUGGUAGUGGCGAAGCCUCAGCGGGACCAUUUUGGGCCCUGGUCCGGGAUUUUCAGAAAAUUCUCAGAGCAUUUGUCCUGUAUUGGUGUAGUGGCCUUAUUGCUUGGUUUUAUAGCUCUGAACCAACUGAGCCAGGGUUUGCUACGGCCGAUGCUCCAUCGCUUAGUGUAACUUGCUAUUCCGUAAUUGGCAUUCAUGGUAUUGCCGGGUCUGGGAAAUCAACACUUGCACAAUAUGUUUAUGAACAUGAGAAAAAGUACAAGCAAGAUAAAAUGGAAGGCCAUUUUGAUAUUGUUAUGUGGAUUCAUGUUUCUCAGAAAUUUGAUUUGGACUCCAUAUUCAGAGAGAUGUUUGAGGGGGCUACAGGGAAAGCAUGCGAAAACUUCAAUAGUCGUAACAUCUUAAAGGAAAAACUGGAGGAUGAACUGCGUGGAAAACAGAUUUUGUUGGUACUGGAUGAUGUCUGGUACAACAUUAAGAAUUCGGGAGAUCGUGAAGAGCUACAAAAGUUGAUUUCUCCUCUGAAUGUUGGAAAGGUGGGAAGCAAAAUCUUGGUGACUAGUCGAACUGAAGCCGCAUUAGUAACUCUGGGUGCUGUAAAAGAGCGAUGCAUUCCAAUAUCUGACUUGGAUGAUAAAGUGGUCCUUGAAAUGUUCAUGCAUUAUGCACUUAGAGAUGCAAGGGUAAGUGAACAUGAUCGAAGAAUACUUGAAAUGAUCGGAGAGGACAUUGCCAAAAAGCUGAAGGGAUCACCUCUAGCAGCCAGAGCAGUGGGAUCACGGCUCCGUGAGACACAAACUGUUGAGUUCUGGAGGAGUCAGAAAGAUCGGGACCUUCUGAAUGACACAAUGGGAGCCCUGUGGUGGAGCUACCAAUAUCUUGAUGAGCAGGUCAGGCGAUGCUUUGCUUACUGCAGUAUUUUCCCUAGGCGACAUCGUUUGAAACGUGAUGAGUUAGUUAAGUUGUGGGUAGCAGAAGGGUUUAUAAAGACUAGUAAGGCUGAAGAGGAAAUGGAAGAUGUUACUAAGAAUUAUUUUGAUGAAUUGCUGUCGGCCUCAUUUCUGCAAUUAGGAGGGAAAGAUAAGUUAUUUGAACAUGAGGUCGAUUACUUUACAAUUCAUGAUCUGUUGUGUGAUUUAGCAGAGGAGGUUGCCGGAAGAGAUUGCUUCAGGAUCGAGAAAGGCUGCACAGGAGAAGUUCCUAAAGAUGUUCGGUAUCUUUUUGUUGGGACUUAUGAUAGAGAGAUGCUUACUAAGAAGAUAUCUGGACUGCAAAAUUUACGCACUCUCAUCAUCGAUGCUCACAUAGAGGUUAAAUCAAAUGAGUGCCAAGUCUUUGCGAGUAUGUUCACUACGUUCAUGGGGCUGCGGAAAUUGCGUGUAUUGAAUUUAUGUCUCAUUGAAACUGGUCGCUGCACGUUCUCAUUCCCGGAUUCUAUUGGUCAGUUGAAGCAUCUGCGUUAUUUUCAUUUUUGGGUGACUGCACUUACCAGGCUCACGGUACCGGCUGCUUUUAUGAAGCUUUACCACAUACAGGUGGUAGAUUUUGGUGGUUGUCAAGAUUUGGUGUUUUCUAGUAGUGAAGAUAUGAUUAGCCUUGUCAACUUGCGCUGUGUAAUCAGUGGGGCAGAUCUGGAUUUUCCGGAAGUAGGCAGGCUCAUAUGGCUCCAAAUGUUACCGUUAUUCACGAUAAGGAAGGAACAGGGGUAUGAGCCACAUCAGCUGAAACACCUAAACAAGCUUCAACGCACGCUGUACAUCCGCGGUCUUGAGAAUGUUGAGAGCAAGGAGGAGGCUCUUCAAGUCAAUCUUGCAGCCAAGGAAAAACUCACAGAACUUGUACUUCAAUGGAAAAGGGAGAGCUGCAGUCCAGAAGUUCAAGCAGAGGUACUUGAGGGUCUUUGCCCAUCGAAGUAUCUUGAAAUACUGGAAAUCAGAAAUUACCUUGCUUCGGGGUUACCGAAUUGGAUUGUGGGUAUGCAUAGCGGCUCCCCAAAGAACCUGCAAGAACUUAUCUUCCGGAACUGUGGCCAGCGGGGACCUGCUGGUGACCUUGGAGCUUUCGUUUAUCUUCUUUCGCUAUGUCUUGUUGAAUGCAGCUGGGAUGCAUUACCAGGUAAUAUGGAUCAUCUCACAUCGCUCAAGAAAUUGGAGAUCACAGUUUGCAUGAAUAUAUGGUCGCUUCCAACACUGCCUAUGUCUCUUGAGGAGUUUACACUCAUGUACUGCAAUCGCGAGUUCAUGCGAUCUUGUACGACGGCUGCUGAUCCAAAUUGGCAAAAGAUUGAGCACAUUCCAAAGAAAACAAUUAUAGGUUCUUGA